Molecule: messenger RNA, 894 nt
Organism: Medioppia subpectinata
Lineage: Eukaryota; Metazoa; Arthropoda; Arachnida; Sarcoptiformes; Oppiidae
Source: the annotation of a GenBank genome assembly
AUGUAUCGCAAUGAGUAUUGGAUUUAUGAUUACGGUUGGGGAGACGUCGGCUUUCACGGCUCACAACAGGUGCGGACACCAAACAUAGACCUAUUGGCCGGAAGUGGUUACGAGACACAUAUGCUGGGCAAAUGGCAUCAGGGAUUUUUCAAACGGCAAUACAUACCAACGCAACGGGGAUUUGACACACAUUUUGGUUAUUGGACUGAUUUGGAGGGCUAUUAUACUCGACAGGACGAGGGUGGGUUUGACUUUAGGCAAAAUGAGAAUAAGGUAAAUCUAACAGAAUAUGAGGGCAUCUAUUCGACCGACAUCUACACAAAUAAAGCCAUCGAUUUUAUUAACCGAAGGGGAAGUGCGGGAAACUCUACAAAACCCUUAUUUCUAUAUCUGGCCCAUCAGUCGGUGCACAGCCCUAAUCAGGCGCCGCAAACAUAUAUCAAUCAAUUCAAUGAUAUCUCAGACACCAAUCGACGCACAUUAGUGGCAAUGGUAUCGGUUUUGGACGACUCGGUGGGCGAUAUAUUUGCCGCACUCCUAAAGGCAAAUAUAUUGGACAAUACAAUCGUUAUAUUCACGACAGACAACGGGGCGCCCAUUAAUGACUUUGGAUCUAAUUGGCCACUAAGAGGCGGAAAGACCACACUAUGGGAGGGCGGCAUUCGUGGCAAUGCUUUCAUAUGGAGUACACGCCUAAAAAAGAGAUAUAUUAGCGACCAUUUAAUGCAUGCAAUGGAUUGGUUGCCCACAAUAUACACCGCGAUUGGGGGUAAAACACGAGAUUUGGGACCCAUUGAUGGCAUCGAUAUGUGGGAUAUUCUUAACCAUAACUUAGAAAACCCACGAAAACAUUUAUUGCAUAAUAUAGACCCAAUUGAUAACAACUGGGCGCUC